UUCCUGAAUUUCUGUAGCAGAACUCAAUUCUGAUCCAAAUUCUGAUCCACCUCUCCCAUUCCUCCAAAUUCUUAUCCAAAUUAAUGUCUCUUUUCCUGUUAUUAUAGCUUUGUUCACCUACGAUAUUCUUUGAAUUCCUUUAUAAAUCAGUCAAGUUAAGAACCCAAAUACACAGAACUUAAGAUGGAAUUUUGGAGAGUUAAGGAAAUUUCAAAGUGGUUUGUGAAACCAAAAUAUUCAGUUUCGGAAUCAAAAAAGCCAUACCACUUAGGUCCACUAGAUCUAGCCAUGCUUUCUUUCCAUUACAUCCAAAACGGUCUUCUCUUCAGCAAACCUUCCCAUCUAAAUGGCCAUGAAUUUUCAAUAGACUCAUUCCUUGAAAGUCUUAAAGAAUCCCUUUCUCAUACCCUAAUCCAUUUCUAUCCUUUAGCUGGUCAGCUUGUUAUACAAGUUGAUGAAGCCAAGCAUGAAUGUUGUGUCUUUGUUGAUUGUAACAAAGGCCCUGGAGCUCAGUUUAGCCAUGCCACAGCUUUAGAUAUAACUGUUGCUGAUGUUCUGUCACCAAAUAAUGAUAUUCCUUUGAUAGUUGCAUCAUUUUUUUAUUACAAUGAGCCUGAGGUGGCUGUAAACUAUGACGGCCAUUUUAAACCAUUGUUAUCAGUACAGGUUACAGAGCUCCUAGAUGGAGUCUUUAUCGCAUGUUCAAUUAACCAUGCUAUUGCAGAUGGAACUGCAUAUUGGCACUUUUGGAAUGUAUGGUCUGAAAUACAUAGAGCCAAAGACAAAGGAUACUUAAUUCCUGUAUCGCGUUUGCCAAUUCAUAACCGGUGGUUUCCUGAUGGAUGUGUUCUGCCCAUCACCCUCCCAUUUACUCGACCAGAAGAGUUUAUAAGGAGAUUUGAUACUCCUCAACUCCGAGAAAAGGUCUUCCAUUUCUCAUCUGACUCUAUUAACACCAUUCGAGCCAAAGCAAAUAAGGAAAGUACAGGCAGCAGCAUGAUGAUUUCUACAUUCCAAGCCCUGUCUGCACUUGUCUGGAGGUCUAUCGUUCGAGCAAACUGCCUACCUCAUGAUCAAAUUCUAUAUAAUUACAUGUUUGCCAGUAACAGGCAUAGAUUAAACCCACCUUUACCUCAAAAUUAUUUCGGAACUUGUAUUAAAGGAAUCACCACGAAAACUACAGCAGGUGAAUUACUUAAAAACAACUUAGGAUGGGCAGCAUUAUUGUUGCACCAGUCAGUUGUGAGUCUGACUGACAAAGCUGUGCGUGAGUUUGUUAAAGAAUGGUUAGAAUCUCCUUAUUGCUACCAUCACAGAGAUCUGCAUGACUAUAACACAGUAGCUAUGGAACAUUCACCAAGAUUUAACAUGUAUGGCAAUGAAUUCGGAAUAGGAAAACCGAUUGCAGUCCGUGGUGGACGUGGAAAUAAAGCUGUGGGAGUUGUGAAUGCUUACCCUGGAUAUCAAGGGACUGGAAGUGUAGAUCUAGAGAUAUGUUUGCCGCCUGAUUCAAUGAGAGCUCUCCAAACAGACCAAGAAUUUAUGGCUGCAGUCUCAUCACCACCCAAACUAAUACUAUAAGGACUCAUUUUGUAAGCCCACUUGUUUGUUGUUGCCCAGCUCUAUAAUUCUUUUGCUACAAUUGCAAUAAACUUCAUUAAUCGUA
Molecule: messenger RNA, 1666 nt
Organism: Spinacia oleracea (spinach)
Lineage: Eukaryota; Viridiplantae; Streptophyta; Magnoliopsida; Caryophyllales; Amaranthaceae
Exons: 1
Coding region: 184-1581 (465 amino acids)
Source: RefSeq, a predicted model, not a curated record